GUUUUAAGAACACUGUUUACUUCCUGAUCGCGCCUGUCAAAAAAUGGCCUCUCUUGACAGGGUAAAAGUGUUGGUUUUGGGAGAUUCCGGGGUUGGCAAGUCUUCCUUGGUCCAUCUGCUAUGUCAGAAUCAAGUUUUGGGAAAUCCAUCGUGGACUGUUGGCUGCUCUGUAGAUGUGCGGGUUCAAGACUAUAAGGAGGGAACCCCAGAGGAGAAAACCUUCUACAUUGAACUCUGGGAUGUUGGAGGAUCCGUUGGCAGCGCCAGCAGCGUCAAAAGCACGAGAGCAGUCUUCUACAACUCGGUUAACGGAAUUAUAUUGGUCCACGAUCUGACCAAUAAGAAGUCCUCUCAGAAUCUGUACCGUUGGUCACUGGAAGCUUUGAAUAAGGAUUCCUCUCCAACUGGAGUCAUCGUCUCAAACGGUGACUAUGACAGAGAGCAGUUUGCAGAGAAUCCGGUGCCUUUGCUGUUGAUCGGGACCAAGUUUGACCAAAUUCCAGAAAACAAGCGCAGUGAAGUUCUCACUCGGACGGCUUUCUUGUCUGAAGACUUCAAUGCAGAAGAAAUCAAUCUCGACUGCACCAACCCCAGAUACCUGGCUGCAGGCACCUCAAACGCUGUGAAACUCAGCAGGUUCUUUGACAAGGUAAUAGAGAAAAGAUAUUUCACCAGAGAUCCCAGUCAGAUGACUGGCUUCACAGACAGGAAACGGUUCAACUUCAAAAGUUUGCACUAUGACUGAGACCUGUGAUCAGACCCCGCCCACUCAGACACGCGCUGGAAGUGAAUCUAGAAAAGUUUAUAAAAGCUGAGGACAGAAUGAAGAGGCAUGCUUUGAGCUUUUUAUUACACCAUCAUAAAUGAGAGCACACAUUUUUAGAACAUAUGCUUUACUGCUCCUCUGACUCAU
Pelmatolapia mariae (spotted tilapia) is the source of this 913-nucleotide messenger RNA. RefSeq names its product RAB, member of RAS oncogene family-like 3 (gene rabl3). The transcript has 8 exons. The record is from RefSeq and is a predicted model, not a curated record. Bases 44 to 745 code for a protein of 233 amino acids. Gene Ontology annotation, molecular function: GTPase activity. Gene Ontology annotation, cellular component: endomembrane system. Gene Ontology annotation, biological process: intracellular protein transport. NCBI's taxonomy places the organism in Eukaryota, Metazoa, Chordata, Actinopteri, Cichliformes, Cichlidae.